Messenger RNA from [Torrubiella] hemipterigena, 2397 nucleotides. The record is from the annotation of a GenBank genome assembly. Lineage: Eukaryota; Fungi; Ascomycota; Sordariomycetes; Hypocreales; Clavicipitaceae.
CCUACCAGGGUUACCUGGCCUGUGCACACAAGACAAGAAGGCACUAACCUGCGCUAAAACGCGGGACCCCUCCCCGCCCCAAAGCCUAGAUCUACAGAUACCGAACCCACACGUCCAGGUUGUUCCCCUCUCCUCCAUCCACAUAACCAUACUUGCGCAUCUCGUUUGGGUCAAUUGAUUCCCCUUAGUUUAUUUCAUUUUCUUCCAGUUCGGCCUCUAUACCCCAGUCAUUCCCUUUCAACACCAAAGAAUUAAACCUGCAAAUAGAGUUGAGUGCAGCAGUAGCUCUAAGAACGCAGACGAAUGGAUCAGAGGCUUUUUCCCAACUGACGUUUAUCUUGCAUUCCAAACAACAGCGAUGGCGGCUAUUUGAUACAUCUCUUUUGUUCUUCUCUAGUUCUUUCCCCUUUCCUCGUCCUUCUUCAUUUAACGCCUCGUCUCAUUUCGAUCGCACAAGCCUCGCUCCGUUCCGAUCUCGCUGCCCGACACCCGCCCUACCUACACUAGAGGGGCCCUAGACUAGACCCCGGCCACCCAGCUCACCGCAACUGUAUUCGCACUAUGGGCCGACGCCCAACUUUCUAACCGGCUUGAAAAUAGGAUUGCUCCUGAAAACCCAAACCUCCGUCUUGCCUUGUGUUUUGUGUUGGGCAUGACCAAUGGCAUUCUGGGUCGUCGGGCCUGGCUCUGCCUCUGGCACUUGGAGCGACAGUCCUCAUAGACAGCACGAGUCUGUAGCAAUAGCUGGUCUUGCAUACCUUGUUAUACAUGAAGAAAGACCAGAUGAUCCGAUGCCGCAAUAUCAAUCUCGAUCCCACGACUAUUCUCCUACCGAGCCCGACCAAGACACCACACAUUGUUGUGCUUUGAUGGAAAGCACUGAAUCCGGUGUCCCCAUUACAUCAGCUCCAGCAUCUUCUCUUGCUAGCUACGAAGAACGCGACAAGAGAGAAGGGCGUAUAAUUGGAGAUUUGGAAGCUGCAAGUGUGGUUAGGGACCAUGUCAUUGCAUCCCAGCGGCGAAAUGCAAAUUCCAAGCAUGCCAGAAUUCUACGCGCUCUGAUUAAUCCACGCUAUGGGUCGUCCUUAACGGCAGGCAUGUCCGGUGGCCAAAUUACAAAUGAUCUUUUCCCUCUCGAUGACGAUGCGCUCCAAAGUCUAUUCUCAGCUGCAAACGAGCUAUUCUUUGCAAAUAAGCUGUCUCGCCGUGUCAGCUGGGACUGGAGUGAUCCGUCAAGUCCGCAAUUUGAAAACGAAAUCGUCGGCACAACUGCCCUACGCCGGUGUAGAGACUUUAACGGUUGGGAGACGCUAAUGGUUUUGUCAUCACCAGUGCUCCGUGACCCCCAAUACAAUCGCCAUCUCCUCAUCGCCACGUUUUUACACGAAAUGAUACAUAGCUUUCUGUACGUCAUGUGUGGUCUCAAGGCCAGCAAUGGGGGAGGACACACAGAAGGCUUCCGCCAAAUCGCCCAGAUUCUUGAUGACUGGAUUGGGCAACAAUACUUGCGACUAGGAGACAUGAAGGCCGACUUGGACUACUUUCGUAUUGAUAAUACUCCAGCACGAUCACGAGUGGCGGCGAUGGUAAACUACAGCUCACAAACAUCUAUUCCUUUGUCAAUUACAGGGUUUUAGCAGCGAUGCAUCACGGCAGUUUAGCCGAUAGGUCCCGGAGAAUGGACCAUCAAGAUCAUGUAAUUUCAAAUUCAAUGUUAAAACUAUGAUUUACUAAAAUCCAUAUGCAUUUUACAUUCUAAUCAUAAAUCAUGGUGCGAUGUUCAACUUAAUCAACGAUGACAAUGCUCAAACGCCUACUUCAUUCAUAAAACAAGUGCAUGGUAUGGCAGUCUACCGACGCCGUCACUUUGAGGUACCACUGAUGGCUUGAUACUGCGUAUUGGGCUGUUUUCUGUUCAGAAGAGGUUUAGUCGAAUCAUCUUCAUCCUCACUCUCCGAUGCAACAGCAGAUUCGUCUUGCAACAGGGUCGCGCUGUCAUCCACAGCAUCACUGUCACUUUCAUCACUAGCCGUAGCCAGAUUGUUCUCAUCUUCGAUCAUAAAGCUGACAAAGGCACCAGUCGCCGCAAACAGAGCAAGAUAAUAGUACGGGAGGACGACGUAGCCUCUUUUCGCCCCCCAAGUAAAGAUGAGACCUGUUGUAGCCGGUCCUAAACCUCGUGCAAUGCCACUAAACAUUGUAGCAUAUCCGUUAAGGGUUCCUAGUACCUUAAGGGAGCUGCACGAGUUGGUCAGGAGGAUGGUAGUAGACGGGAAGGCGACAAUAAUGCCAAAUGCCUUGAAAACCAUGACAACAAUGAUGGCGGCCACACGACCACGCUCGGUGGGAAAUAGGGCUGUGUACGGCGUAAUCAUGUAAACAAACGGUAGAAUCAUG